Callithrix jacchus (white-tufted-ear marmoset) is the source of this 2486-nucleotide messenger RNA. RefSeq names its product left-right determination factor 2. Lineage: Eukaryota; Metazoa; Chordata; Mammalia; Primates; Cebidae. Gene Ontology annotation, biological process: anterior/posterior axis specification. Gene Ontology annotation, cellular component: extracellular region. The record is from RefSeq and is a predicted model, not a curated record. Gene Ontology annotation, molecular function: cytokine activity; growth factor activity; transforming growth factor beta receptor binding.
GCUGGCUGGCAGGACUUUCUUUUUCACUGGCAGCCUCACUUUUUCAGGGAACAGAGCUGGGGUAAGGACAGGGAAAUUCAACAGGCACUAAAAAUAUUGUUGAGCUGCUGACAGCACAGCCAGAGGCCCCAGGCCUGGGUGGCAUCAGACAGCCCUGUCCUUUCUAGACAGCCCCCUCCUCCAGGCUCAGGGACCUGUCUGGCUGUGAGCUCCCAGGAGGUCCCAGGGGUGUGACCUCCUUGCCUCCCUCCCUCCCUUUCUCCCUCCCUCUUCCCUUUACCCGAGGCCAGCCCAGGGCUGGCUAUAAAGCUGCCCAGGCCUGGCUCUCAGCACACCCAGCUGCCUGAGACCCUCCUUCCACCUCCUUAGAGGACAGACCCACUCUGCUCCCCACUCUUCCAGGGCAGCGCCAUGCAGCCCCUGUGGCUCUGCUGGGCACUCUGGGUGCUGCCCCUCGCUGGCCCUGGGGCAACCCUGACCGGGGAGCAGCUCCUGGACAGCCUGCUGCAACAGCUGCAGCUCAGCGAGGCGCCUGUCCUGGACAGGGCCGACAUGGAGGAGCUGGCCAUCCCCGCCCAGGUGAGGGCCCAGUACGUGGCCCUGCUGCAGCGCAGCCACAGGGACCACUCCCGCGGGAAGAGGUUCAGCCAGAGCUUCCGAGAGGUGGCCGGCAGGUUCCUGGCGUCCGAGGCCAGCACGCACCUGCUGGUGUUCAGCAUGGAGCAGCGGCUGCCGCCCAACCGCGAGCUGGUGCAGGCCGUGCUGCGGCUCUUCCAGGAGCCGGUCCCGAGGGCCGCGCUGCACAGGCACGGGCGGCUGUCCCCGCGCAGCGACCGGGCUCGGGUCACCGUCGAGUGGCUGAGCGUCCGCGACGACGGCUCCAACCGCACCUCCCUCAUCGACUCCAGGCUGGUGUCCGUCCACGAGAGCGGCUGGAAGGCCUUCGACGUGACCGAGGCCGUGAACUUCUGGCAGCAGCUGAGCCGGCCCCGGCAGCCGCUGCUGCUGCAGGUGUCGGUGCAGAGGGAGCACCUGGGCCCGGGGGCGUCCGAAGCCCACAGGCUGGUCCGCUUCGCCUCUCAGGGGACGCCGGAGGGGCGUGGGGAGCCCCAGCUGGAGCUGCACACCCUGGACCUCAGGGACUACGGAUUAGCUCUCUGGGGCUGCAUAGCACAGUGGUUAAGAAGAGGCCUUGGAACCAGUCAUAGCUUCCAUCUAGCUCUGCCUUCUGCUGGCUGCAGGUCCUCUGGCACAUCACCAAACACUCUGGGUCUCAGUGGCCUCAGGGCUCAGGGCGACUGUGACCCUGAAGCACCAGUGACCGAGGGCACCCGAUGCUGCCGCCAGGAGAUGUACAUUGACCUGCAGGGGAUGAAGUGGGCAGAGAACUGGGUGCUAGAGCCCCCAGGCUUCCUGGCUCAUGAGUGUGUGGGCACCUGCCAGCAGCCCCCGGAGGCCCUGGCCUUCAAGUGGCCGGUUCUGGGGCCACGACAGUGCAUCGCCUCAGAGACCGCCUCACUGCCCAUGAUUGUCAGCAUCAAGGAGGGAGGCAGGACCAGGCCCCAGGUGGUCAGCCUGCCCAACAUGAGGGUGCAGAAGUGCAGCUGUGCCUCGGAUGGGGCGCUCGUGCCAAGGAGGCUCCAGCCGUAGGUCCCUGGUGUAGCCACUGAGCCCUGUAACUGAACAUGUGCAUAGAAGUGGUCUUAAUGUAGGUCUUAAUUUUAAACAUAGCAAGUUACCUCCAUCCCAAUUUAGUGCUCCUGUAUGACCUUUGCCCUGUGUCCUUCCCUCUCCUGUCUUUCCUGUCCAUCACCCAUCCUAAGCACUUACGUGAGUAAAUAAUGCAGCUCAGAUGCUGAGCGCUAGUAGGAAAUGCUGGCCUGCUGAUUAGAAGAUACAGCUGAGCAAUGCACAGAUUGUCAACUGGGAGUGUCUGUUCUCUGGCAAAUUCUUAACUGAGUCUGGAACAAUACCCUAUGAUUAGAACUGGGGAAAUAGAACUGAUUUGCUCUAUUAUAUGAGGAAUUAAAACUCCCAAAUCUCUAUUUCCCCAAAAUACUGGCCCAUUCUGGUCUUUUGUAAACAUACCUAUGCCCCUGUUCCCCUGAGAGGGUGCUAAGAGGAAGGAUGAAGGGCUUCAGGGUGGGGACAGUGGACAGGGAGUUGGGAUGCCUGGUUUCUGGAUCUGACAGGGCCAUAAGCUAGAACCUGAAACACAGGAGGCUUUGGGUCAUCACUUCCUCUUAAAAAGGAGGAGCUGGGCUUCAGCUCUAAGACUUCAUUGCCCUGAGGAUCAGACAGCUCCUACCUGCCUCUGCCCACCCCUCUGGAGACCGAGCCUUGCCUGUGCGCAUUUAGAUCAUGUCCCCCACUGUCUUAGAGAACUUGUCACCAGAAACCAUAUGUAUUUGUGUGUUUUUUGUUAAUUUAGGCAAAGCAAUUGAAUGUAGAUACUCAGAAGAAAUAAAAAGUGAUGUUUCACUCUG